Schistocerca gregaria is the source of this 4426-nucleotide messenger RNA. It is a transcript of the gene TfAP-2, whose product is annotated as transcription factor AP-2-epsilon. Bases 983 to 2962 code for a protein of 659 amino acids. Gene Ontology annotation, biological process: regulation of transcription by RNA polymerase II; anatomical structure development; regulation of cell population proliferation. NCBI's taxonomy places the organism in Eukaryota, Metazoa, Arthropoda, Insecta, Orthoptera, Acrididae. Gene Ontology annotation, molecular function: RNA polymerase II transcription regulatory region sequence-specific DNA binding; DNA-binding transcription factor activity, RNA polymerase II-specific. The transcript is spliced from 10 exons. Gene Ontology annotation, cellular component: nucleus. The record is from RefSeq and is a predicted model, not a curated record.
CUGCGUCUGCGCCCGCGGAAGUGCGAAAACACCACGCAGCGUGUCGCCGCCACCCGACCGCCUCGCAGAUAAGUACUCUCGUCACACAAUUUUUUUUUUCUUCCUACUUGGGUGCGUGUCGCGCUGGUGUGUGUGUGCGCUCGUCUCGCGUGCCGCGGUGUGUCCGUCACGACGGCGGUCUUCGCCGUAAGUGGAGCACAGUAGUGGAGCUAGUGCGGCGACGACUGUAGCGCCGCGGGCGCCCGCGCGCUGCCAUACACACCGACGCACUCACACACGUGCACGCAGACACACACGGGUGCGCAAAAACGUGCGAGAGUGCUGGCGCCUGACGGACGUGGGAGCUCCGCGCAGCUGACUGCAAAAGCGCGUGGAAUGCCACGCACAUCUCCGUGCGCGCGCGAGUAACGCGCUGUGUGGAAUGAACAGGUGUGAAAAAACUUUUUCCAAGGUUCUUAAAACCUGUAUGGUGUGCAGUACCGGGGUUUGACAGUGAAGAAUAAUCUAAUGAACUGCUACGCUUAGGAGUUAUCUAACUUUCUGAUCAGUGACACUUUGUCCUUCGUGUCGAGAAAUGCUAAUGUUUUAUAUGGUUUGAAAUGAACACUGUGGUGGUAUCCAGCUGAAAGUGCGUGUGGCACGACCUCCAUUGGUCACUCUGUAAUGGUACACUCUUUUUCUGUAGAAGUGAUGUAAAGUGUCAUUUAACAUUCAUUUAGAGUAUUCAGCACCUGUUGACAAAUGUAGUGUGGCACGAGUUGACUUCCGUCCAUACGAUCUGAACUGUCGUACAAGGAAUGUAGAAAUGUGAAAAGUGCCUUGUAGGAUUGUCUAGAUUUGUAACCAUGCUGGGUACUUAGGCGUGGUUUCUGAGCGAGUACACUGUGACCAAAAUUUUUGAACUGUACUGGAUGUGUGACAUUUAGUAAUCCUGUGACGAGAUACGGUCACCGUUACAUCAGAGAGCGCAGAAAGGAAUGUGAUGCGUUUCCCGAUUCUGCCAGCGGCCAUCGGGGCGGAAGACAGUGACAGGCGCCGGAAGAGAGAGAAUGCCGGUGGGAGUUCCUCCGCGGCGAAGAGGUCGAGGAAGAGUCGCGCGGCCACGGUGUGGCCCCCCGACGACGCCGACGUAGACGACGACGACCCGGCGGCCAUCGACGCGACGAUGAGCCCUCUGGACGACUGCGCCGACAGCAGCAGCUCCUGCGACAUCGUCGGCGUCGGCAUGCUGGGCGCCAAGAGGCAGGGGGCGCCGUCGUCGCCGCUCACCGGCGACGAUGACGAGGACGACGACGACAGCAAGCAGCCGGUCGACAGCUUCUCGUCGCUCAUGGACGACGAGGACGCCGGCGCCGCGGGGCACGGCGGCGCCGCCAACGGGCCGGGCGCCGAUGACCUGGGCUCCGACGGCGUCGGCGAUCCUGACGACGCGGAGGACCGGCUGACGGGGCACGGAGCGAUCGCGUCCAUCGGCUCGGUGGCGGCGGGCACGGGCGGCUCGUCGCCGUUCAGUGCUUCGCACCACCACCAUCACCACCACCACCACCGCGGCUCGGGGGCGGGCUCGGGCGGCGCCGGGGGCGGCGCGGGCGGCGCGGGCGGCGGCAUGACGCCCACGUCGCACCACCACGCCGCCGCCGCCGCCGCCGCCUCCGACUUCCAGCCGCCCUACUUCCCGCCGCCGUUCCCGCCCCCGCCGCCUGUCUCGCACCACGGCCACCACGCGCAAGGCCACGGCUCUCCGGGCGCAGGUGGCGGCGGCGCGGGCGGCGCGGGCAGCGGCGCGGGCCAGCUGGACUACCUCAACUCGGUGGCGGCGGCCGCGGCGGCGGACCCCUACUCGCAGACGCUCAGCUCGCUGCACCAGGCGCACCAUUACAACCAGCUGACCGCCGCCGCCGUGUCCGCGGGGCAGCGCGGCGCGCACGACGCCCUGCGGCGCUCCGACGCCGACGCCCUGCACGUGACCAACAUGCACGCGUCGUUCCCGUACGAGUCGAACCGCGCGGCGCGGGACUACGGCGUCCGGCGGCCCGACGUGCUCAUCCAGUCGCACCCGGGGCUCGACGGCCAGGACCCCCUGGUGCUGCACGGAGGACUCUCCGCCGUCGACGACCCGCAGAACACCAGCGUGGACGAUGGUGCCGUCUUCAUCAACGACCUGCCCCUGCUCAAGAGCAUGAAGCCGCGCAGCGAGGGCGGCAAAGACGUGGUGCUGUCGUCGGCGUCGGCGCCGUCGGACGUGUUCUGCAGCGUGCCGGGCCGGCUGUCGCUGCUGAGCUCCACCUCCAAGUACAAGGUCACCGUCGGCGAGGUCCAGCGCCGCCUCAGCCCGCCGGAGUGCCUCAACGCGUCGCUACUCGGCGGUGUGCUGCGCAGAGCCAAGUCGAAGAACGGCGGCCGCCUUCUACGGGAGAAGCUGGAGAAGAUCGGGCUGAACCUGCCGGCUGGCCGCCGGAAAGCUGCCAACGUCACUCUCCUCACGUCCCUUGUUGAAGGAGAGGCAAUCCACUUGGCGCGGGACUUUGGCUACGUCUGCGAGACUGAGUUCCCCGCACGGCAGGUGGCGGAGUACCUGAGCCGGCAACACACGGACCCCAGCGAGUCCUACCGCCGCAAGGAGCUCAUACAUGCCACCAAGCAGAUCACCAAAGAGCUUAUGGACCUGCUGAACCAGGACCGUUCACCACUGUGCAAUACCCGACCACAACAUAUCUUGGAUCCCAGUAUCCAACGUCACCUGACACACUUCUCGCUUAUAUCUCAUGGAUUUGGCAGUCCAGCGAUUGUUGCUGCCCUCACCGCUAUACAGAAUUUUUUGACUGAGUCAUUAAAGCACCUGGAGAAGAUGUACCCAUCAACCAACAAUAAUGGCGGAUCACACAUAUCAGUGAGCUCUUCCCAACAACAAGGCGGUGGCAUGGAUUCAAAGCCGAAGGAACUCAGUGAUAUGAAGAAGUGAGGCUGGCUACGACGGGCUGCGGGAACCACCAAUCAUUCGUGGCCCUUCAAUUGACACUGUGGUCUAGGUCCCUUUCCAGUACUUAAUGCAAAUCUUUCUUUAUUAAUUAUGUGAAAAGAAUGUAAAAAGAAUAAGGUCACAAGAACAGAACUGUUGGACUUUUCAUCAUUGUGAAGUGGUUACUUGUGGCUAUGAACAAUUCUAAUGGAUACUUUCUCGAAAAAUGUUGCAUUUCAUUUUGUGAUCAUUCUUAGCUGUUAGACAGAGGGUGCCUCAGCUUCACAAACUGGAAUAAGUGGCAGCAGUUCUACUGGUACAGUAAUGAUUACCAUCAACAUUCUGGGGAUUCAUCAAUAUGACAUUUAACAUAUCAGUGUCAUACAGCAGAAAGAAGGUAGCUUCUCAUAUAAUGAGAAAUGAAACCUGGUCAAGAUUGCAGACUCCAGGAUUUCAGAGUCUUCAUUUUAACAUAAAUUUACAAACAAAAAUUAAGAAGGCUUGUUCCUUUCUAUGUGUGCUAAAAUACAAAAUUAUUCAUUGACAUUUUAGCAAUAACUUUUGUCCAUGCAUUGUGAGUCAAGUAAUUGCAGCAUUUCACUUGGAUCUUUGGCUUGUUUUCUGUACAACUAACACUAAAUGUGUUGGUAAAGCCUUCUUUGGAAUGCUACUUUAUUCAAACUUAUACACAUUGCUUUUCUUCUCUUGAUUGUUGUUAAUUAAGAAUAUAAGAAACAAAAACUGAUGUAUAUCAAUAUCAGACUCAAAUUAUGUCUGUAAUAAGCAUAUCUCAUCUCACAGUCAAACAACACACUCUGUAGGGCAAUACCUGCAGAAAAAUAAAUGUCUGGUAUUAAAUUUAAUUCAUCCUGAUUUCGUGUGAAUACAGAGUUUUGCCAAUGAUCAGCAAUAAGGGUGUUAACUCCAUAAAGCACAGUUUCAGUAAACAAGUGUAAUUGAAUUUAAUAUUCAUUGUGGGGAACAAAGCGGCCUAUAAAGUAAUUAAGCUGUCUUGUUAUUUCUGGUUCAGGUAUAUACAUACAUUCCAAAUAAUGACAAAGAGCUGUAUGAUCAUCUGCAAGCCUAGACAUGAUACAGAGACUGUAAAUGUUAGUAUGACACCUUAGUCUAACAAACACCCUCCACAAAUAUUUCAACGUGCCAAAAUUUAGUGCAGAUUUUCUGACCUACAAUUCGUAACUAUUUCUAAGAUUCUCAAUAUUGUUGCAACAAAUUUUGUAUUAGUAUUUAAAUAUGAUUUGUUUUUAUAUAAAUAAUUAGUUAAUAGUUUAUGAUGUGUGUGUAUGCAUAGGUGUGAAUGUGUAGUGUGUAAAAAAAGUGUAAAAAUUGUUUUUCAUAAUGAUGUAACAACACCUGCAUGCUGUACAAGAGAAUUCUCAAGGUGAUACUAUUGUUCAGUGAAAUUUAAAUGUGAAUUUAUAAAUUAAAAUGUCUUAUAAUUUCUAA